This is a messenger RNA of Acanthisitta chloris (rifleman), 1040 nucleotides long. RefSeq names its product zinc finger, C4H2 domain containing (gene ZC4H2). Gene Ontology annotation, cellular component: nucleus. NCBI's taxonomy places the organism in Eukaryota, Metazoa, Chordata, Aves, Passeriformes, Acanthisittidae. Gene Ontology annotation, biological process: positive regulation of neuron differentiation. The transcript is spliced from 4 exons. The coding region runs from base 10 to 615 and encodes 201 amino acids. The record is from RefSeq and is a predicted model, not a curated record.
ACUUUGCAGAUGGAAAAAAUAAAGGCACGACUGAAAGCAGAAUUUGAAGCCCUGGAGUCUGAGGAGAGGCACCUGAAAGAAUACAAACAGGAAAUGGACCUGCUGCUGCAGGAGAAGAUGGCCCACGUGGAGGAACUGCGACUGAUCCACGCCGAUAUCAAUGUGAUGGAGAACACUAUCAAGCAGUCUGAGAACGACCUUAAUAAGCUCUUGGAAUCUACGCGCCGCCUGCACGAGGAGUACAAGCCCCUGAAGGAGCACGUAGAUGCCUUGCGAAUGACUCUGGGGCUGCAGAGGCUGCCAGAUCUGUGUGAGGAGGAAGAGAAGCUGUCCCUCGACUACUUUGAAAAGCAGAAAGCAGAAUGGCAGACAGAACCGCAGGAGCCUCCCAUCCCAGAGUCUCUGGCUGCAGCUGCAGCAGCUGCUCAGCAGCUGCAAGUGGCUAGGAAACAGGACACCAGGCAGACAGCAACUUUCAGACAGCAGCCACCUCCAAUGAAGGCAUGUUUAUCGUGUCACCAGCAAAUCCACCGGAACGCGCCCAUUUGUCCACUCUGCAAAGCCAAGAGCCGAUCUCGGAACCCCAAAAAACCCAAGAGGAAACAGGAUGAAUGAAAUCCAGAAGACUGACAAGCAAACACAUGACCUGUUCCAGUACUCGUCCAGCAGAACUGCAAACGUGGCCAGACUUUACUGAUGUGCAGGCUCAGUUAUGACUGUCUCAUUGUCUUCUAUUUAAUGCAAUGUAAGCACAAUGUUCCUGUUCUGUCACAAGUCCCUUCCAGUCCUUAGGAUUUUUAGAAAAGUAAGUAUUACUGGUGCUACAGUUCAGCGUUUCAAUUGUUCCAUCUUUUGGACUCCUAAACAAAGUAGAAUUCUUUGUGCAAGUAUCCUAAAUGUCAGGCUGUUUCUAUUGUCCACAUGUGAUUUCCACAAAUGCUUUUUGUAAAAAACAGAUGUCACUCAAAGAUUAUUCUGUUUUCUCCUGAUGACAGGAGACUGUUUGAAGUGCUGAAAUAGCAGACUGUCUGUCUGUUUCA